Molecule: messenger RNA, 1300 nt
Organism: Salmo salar (Atlantic salmon)
Lineage: Eukaryota; Metazoa; Chordata; Actinopteri; Salmoniformes; Salmonidae
Source: RefSeq, a predicted model, not a curated record
GAAAGAAUGAAACCAGGCGAACGGUGUGUGGAAUAUUCUACAUUUGUUCGUUGUGUUGACGAAAUCCUUCUGAAAAUAGUCAUCUGACUACGGUUGUUAUUCUUCACUUCCCUCUAGCCCUUUUCUAUACCAAUGUCACGAUGAUUCAGUAACGAAACGCAUUUCUUUUAAAUUGUUUAAUGUUGAGUAAGCAAUGCCUGAAACGAAAGUAACUUUAUAUAAGUAUCGAUUCGCUCUUACCACCGGCCCAUCCCUUGUGGCCCAUCCCUUAUGGGCCACCUGAAUAAACUAUUAUUUACGAGUCACUAUAAUAUAAAAGGGUACUUCAUUUGACGGCAGACAGGAUGAUUUGAGAGACUAUUUAGGAUUUUGACAGCUUCGACGUCGUUAUGCAGUCCUCUUUGGGUAUGGGAGCAGUGUCUGGUGAUACCAUAGUAUUCUUUGAUUUGGAGACUACCGGAUUAGACACAUCCAUGUGUGACAUCAUCCAGCUGUCGGCCAUCAGCGGGGAGAGGACAUUCAACGUGUACGCUGUUCCUCGUUGCAGCAUGACGGACGAGGCCUCCAGUGUCACAGGGUUCACCGUCAGGGACCACCGGACCCUCCUCCUAAAUGGUCGACAGGUGGACACCAUCCCCCUCAGGGAGGCCCUCACCUCCUUCAUCUCCUUCCUCCGCUCCUUCCACAAGCCCCUGCUGGCGGCCCACAAUGCCCGGCGCUUCGACUGCCCCGUGCUGGCCAGGGCUCUGAGGGAAUUCUCCCUGAUGCACGAGUUCCAGGAAGUGGUGUCUGGUUUCCUAGAUACUUUCAGGAUUAGUAAGGAGAUGUUUCCAACCCAACUGGCCAAGUACUCUCAGGAGUACAUGGUGAGGGUGUUCCUCAAGAAGACGUACGAUGCUCACAAUGCCUUGGAGGAUGUCAAGGCCCUGCAGGAGCUCUAUCAAAAAUGGAGUCCCAGCCAGAAACUGGUGCGCCGUCACACCUUCCCCCUGCAACAUGCCUCUAACCCAUACACUAGAAGGGUUUUCUGAUCGAGGGAAGCAUCUGUAAAAAAAAACAUAUAAUAAUAUUUUAUUACACGCGCAGGUUUUUUGUGUGCCCUUGUCUUUCCUGUGCAUAUAGUACUUUUGCGGAUGAUAUUGUCCACAGUAUAAAAAUAAGAAAAUUUAACUGUAUAUAUUGUCAUGUACAAUUUUAGCAAACAAUAAUCAUGUGGUAGCGUGUAAUUUUUUUAUUUUUUUAAAUCAUGCUUUAUAAAAUUGUUAUUUUAAAAUGGUUAUUAAAUAAAGUCUGAAACAGG